This is a messenger RNA of Coccinella septempunctata (seven-spotted ladybird), 1346 nucleotides long. Its product is annotated as lipase member H-B-like. The record is from RefSeq and is a predicted model, not a curated record. Lineage: Eukaryota; Metazoa; Arthropoda; Insecta; Coleoptera; Coccinellidae. The transcript has 4 exons. Gene Ontology annotation, molecular function: lipase activity. The coding region runs from base 326 to 1246 and encodes 306 amino acids.
AAUAGUUUCAGUUCAAGCUUUUCCGUAUUCUUGAACUUAGCAAUGUUUCUUAUCCUCCUCAAGUUGGAUUCAGUUUCUUUAUCUAAGUCUAAGGCACAAACAGAAACAAUUCUCGAGGCAUCAUCUUGUAGCUGCAGAGCCUAUAGCCUUCGAUAAUGAUAAAGGAAUAGAAGGACAAAGGUUGGCCGCUGUCCGCAACUUCUUAUUUUCGGCAGCUUUAAAAAGACUUUUACCUUUCGAUCCAUCCGCUGGUUUUGCAAUCUUCAAGUCUCUGCCCUACUUGAAGAUAAAAUAUGAGAAGAUAAAACGCCUGUCUGGUGGACCAAUGGGAGAAAUCCUAUCAGAAACGAAAGACCUGAUGAAAGAGUAUAUGAACCGAUCAGUUUUCGAUGAGACUCAGAUUUUAUUCUAUCUAUACAAGCCGGAAAAUAAUAAACUGAUAACACUGAAUUUCAAAGACGUUUCUAGAACUAAAGGGAAGCUAUUUCUCAUAACGCAUGGUUGGAUAGAGGACACGACCGAUGAAGAUUGGUAUAUAAUAAUGGCGAAGGCAUUGAUUGGUAAAUUCCCAGACAGUAAAGUUGUUGUGGUAGAUUGGGGUUCUAGCUCAAAUAAAUACCUCUAUGCUUUGUCUGCUGCCAGAACUAAACGCGUUGGUGGCUUGAUAGCGAAAAGACUAGUGGAACUGGUGGUAAAAUAUAAAUUCCCCGUAAAAAAUAUUAUAUUGAUUGGCUACGACUUAGGGGCGCACGUAAGUGGUUAUGCAGGCAGCUCCUUCCAUGAAGCUACCAAUGAAACACUGUCUGAAAUAAUUGCAUUGGAUCCAUCCGGUUUCCUCUUCGAAGGAAAAACUGGGGAAUAUAGGCUAGAUGAAACGGAUGCAGACAAUGUUAUGGUCGUCCAUACCAGCUCUUUCUUGCUAGGAUAUGCUGAUCAAUGUGGUACUAUCGAUUUUUAUCCAAAUGGGGGAUAUUCUCAACCUGGUUGUCAAGCUUGGAACUUCGUGUGUAACCAUCAACGGAGUUACCAGCUUUUCAUCUCUGCAAUAUCCACCCCCAAGGCGUUUCCAACGAAGAAAUGCCUCGGUUCUGAUGAAUUCAAUCUGGGAAAAUGUGUGGAUGAAAACCUAUUUUUUGGGAACAUCUCCGAAACUAGGAGGGGUAAAUAUUACUUCGUUACCACCGACAAUCCUCCCUAUCAUAAUCUACCUUCCCGUACAAGUAAAUUCCUGAGAAGAUGGGGGUGAAAUAAAAAGCAAUAAAAUAUCAUUCAAAUAUUGAAAGUAAAGUUUUAUCCAUAAGCAACAUUCUGGCUAAGUAAAAUAAAAAAAUAAAUAAUUCUGUUGA